Messenger RNA from Ambispora leptoticha, 1596 nucleotides. Lineage: Eukaryota; Fungi; Glomeromycota; Glomeromycetes; Archaeosporales; Ambisporaceae. The record is from the annotation of a GenBank genome assembly.
AUGUCUACUACCGAUCAUCAACAACAGCAGAAAUAUACACAUCCUUCAUAUCCAAAUUAUGGAAUUUUUUCUUCACAGCCUCCGCCAUCGUAUACCGGAACUGAAGAAUAUUCUCAUGGUUUUUCGCAACCACAAACACCAAUAAUGCCAAUGCCUAUGCCUCAGAUUUUUUCUGCUCAUACACCACCUUCUCCGCCGUCAACAAAUACUGUUGAUGAUUCGAAAUAUUUUCCAAGACCAAAAUACCAAGAUUUAUGGGCGGCAAUAUUAUUUUUACUUCAUUUCGCCGCGUAUAUUGUGAUUUCUAUAAUCGCAUUAGCAAACUUUGGAAAAUUACAACGCAGUCCAGAUAAAAAUCCUGCACAAAAGGCCACGCUGAACUGGAGCAUAAUUUGGUUGUUAUUAUUUAACGCUGGUGUUGGCUUCUUUUUUAGUUUGACCUAUCUCUCUAUGGCAGAAAAAUUCCCAAGACAAUUUAUCACAGCAACGUUUAUCAUAUCGAUUGGAUUUUAUUGGGCAAUCACUAUAUAUUUCUUUGUAGCUGAAUAUCUCGGUCCUGCGAUUUUAUUCCUAUUCUUUUCUGGUUUUUACACCUUUUUAUAUUUAGCUUGGAGACCAUUAAUUCCAUUAUCAGCUGCAUUACUUGAAACUGUAGUCAGUAUCACUAAAAGGUAUAAAGCUACUAUACUUGUGGCGUUUGGUGGGCUUUUGCUUCAGUUUUUGUAUCAAGCGUGGUGGAUAUUUACAAUUACAGCUGCUUAUCAAUACUGGUACCCACCAGCAUGCAGCAAAAAUCCACAGUCCACACAAUGCGACAAAAAGAAAAUAAACAGCAUUGCCGUCUUUCUAAUAUUCUCGUUUUAUUGGACAUCGCAAGUAAUCCAAGUAUUGGUGCACGUGACAUUAUCUGGUGUCUUUGCCGCGUACUACUUUCUUGAAGGCACUCCCCAAGGAAUGCCACGCUCACCCACCCUCGAAAGUUUGAAACGAGCAACCACAACGAGUUUCGGAAGCGUGUGUUUAGGCAGUUUGAUCGUUGCAUUGCUUCAAACUAUUCGUGCUCUAUUGAGGGCAGCUGCACAGGAAUCUGACAAUCCGUUUGGGCAGUUUUGCGCGCUUUGUGCAGAGUGCAUUGUUGCAUAUAUCGACGCAUUAUUGCAAUUCUUUAACUUUUACGCGUAUACACAAGUUGCAAUUUAUGGAAAGUCAUAUGUGCACGCUGCAAAGGACACUUGGACACUUAUAAAAGAACGCGGCGUAGAACUCAUUGCUAACGAUAUCUUGGUAGGAAACGUUUUAGUAAUGGGAUCAAUCCUAAUCGGGAUGAUAACCGCACUGCUUGGUUACCUAUUCACCAUAGUAUUUCAACCAGACUUUAAUCAUGGCGGCACAUUCACUCCACUGAUUGUGUUCCUAGCAUUCAUUAUGGGAUUCCAGAUGAUGAAUGUGCUCAGCUCUGUGAUUCAUAGCGGUGUUGCAACUACUUUUGUCGCGUUAGCUGAGGAUCCUGCCGCGUUAUAUAGGACAAAACCGGCAUUGUUUGAAAUGAUUCGUCAAGCGUAUCCGAACAUUGCAUUAUGGGAGCACUUAAGAUAG